GUCCAAGGCAGCCAUGCCGCCUCUCAGGGCGUCAUGUGACCGGUGUCGAGGGCUGAAACUGAGAUGCGUGCCCUCUUCAGACACCGCAACAUCACCUUGCCAGCGGUGUGUGAGGGCAAAAAUACCAAACUCUUGCGUGUUUAGCCAGCGGUCACGGACAGGGCGCUCUGCCAGACACGGAAGUUGUAGCAGCGUUAGUGAUGGGCAGAUGAAAAAAGCCGGCAACUCGUCAUCUCGCAAAGAUAGAGGCCGUUGGCUGCCCGGGACCAGCACAUUCGUGCUCGGCACUGCAGACCAGUCAGAAUUAGAGUUACCACCAGACCCGCCGGCUUCUGAGACGAACCAGCCACCGACGACACCUACUCUUGUGUCCCCGACAAACCAGCUGAGCACACUCCACCUGGAAGACACCGUUGCCGGUCCAACUUUGACAACCGCCUCACUUUUGGGAACAGCACUCACGGAUCCGUGGGCCGCAGAUACCGAAGACACUUCUCUGGGAGAAUUCUUUGGAGACGCGGCAGUGUGCGAAUCUCUAAACUACCUCUUCCGAGCGGACGCUGAUGUCAGCUGUCUGCCCGAAAGCUCCAACUCAUCAGACCCUGGGGACAUGAUGACGGCGAUGGAAACCGAAUUCUCCUUUGACCCGCUCUCGGCCAAUGACUUCGACCACCAAGAUUUCUACGUUCCGCCGGCCGGGCCCCUCGCGUUCGAGAACAAUAACAACAACAACACGGCAAACGGAUCCCCCAACACCAUGGAUGUGGACAUCUUCCCAGCCCCGAAAAAGCCCGGGCCUGUUGUCGACUUAACCACCCUCUUGGCCGAGAUGUCACGCUACGAAAACCGUCUCUCCAAGCUCUCAGCUUCCGGCAACACGGACGACAUUGACGACUACCCGAUCGGCGACGCGCUCUUCCUCUCCCAGCGCUUCUUCGCCAUCGUAGCCGAUUACACAGCCGAUUCCGCCCGGCCCAACCACAGCUGCACACCCAGCAUCUCCGACUCCUCCGCGGACGAACUCGUCCCCCCCACCGGUACCGGGCGCACCACCACCACCACCACCACCACCACCCCCAGCACCAACCGCCCGCAACCCCUGGACAUGCUCCUCCCCACCCUGACCUGCUACUCCACCCUCACCCGCAUCUACUCCUCCAUCUUCGGCUUCCUACUCGAGCACCUGACCCGCACCAUGCCGCCGCUCGCCGGCAGCGGCAUGUCACACGCCGCACACAGCGGCGGCGGCGGCAGCCACUGGCACGCGGCGCGGCGCGCCGGCGGUGGCGCCCACCCGCUCAAGACUAACAUGCACGCCUACCGCGGCCUGCGCCUGGGCCAGCUGCGCGAGAUGUGUCUGUGCACCGGGUGGGAUCCUGCGCCGAGGGCGAAGAGUGCGGUUUCGAUGUUGUUGUAUAGUUUGGGGGGUGCAGAGAGUGUGUUGGAUUUGCCGCCGGAUUUAAGGGUCGCGCGGAGGGCGGGCGCGGCGACGUGGCGUGGGGAUGCGGGGGGGAAGGAUGGGAAUGGGAGGUUGGGGAGGGGGGUGUUGCCGUUUGAGGACGGCGGGUGUUUGCAUUUAUCGUUGAGGGAUCAGGCGAGGGAGUUGAGGCAGAAGGUGGAGGAUGUCAACGGGUUGUUGAAUGAGCUUUUGUAAGGGGGUUAUACACUGCUGUGGGGCGUACCGGUGAGGGGAUGGGGUGAUGGACACAUUGCUCAUGGCACCGGAGGUCACAUAGAAGAAAAGGGGUGGUUAGGAAAUUUAGAGUCUUGCUGGUGAGGCACAUUCUGCUUGAUAUCCACCGCGGGAAACGGAAACCAGGGGCAUUGGAUGGAGUUGUUCGAGCUAUCCAUUGCGGGCGGGUAUGGUGGUAACCGGUGGGAAUACGAGAGAGGAAUAACACUGACACAAGUUUGCCGCCGCGGACGAUAAGGUACCGGUACAUAUAUGCGGUAUUAUAAACCGAAGUUGCACCACACA
Molecule: messenger RNA, 1978 nt
Organism: Chaetomium fimeti
Lineage: Eukaryota; Fungi; Ascomycota; Sordariomycetes; Sordariales; Chaetomiaceae
Exons: 1
Coding region: 14-1654 (546 amino acids)
Biological process (GO): regulation of DNA-templated transcription
Molecular function (GO): zinc ion binding; DNA-binding transcription factor activity, RNA polymerase II-specific
Source: RefSeq, a predicted model, not a curated record